GACGGUAUAAUUGUUAAGGGGGCUCGGCGGAGGAGGAAAUGGGCGAGAGGUUGUUGUGUGGUUGAUCCUGAGGGGUGGAACGUCAUUGUUGAUAUAUUGUGCGUUACCCCAUUGAAUUUUGGCUUUAAGGCUACAUUAACGCUCAUUUGUGCAGAUAAGUGAGAAUGGCACAGAGAGGAGGUGCACAGAGGCCUAGUGGUGGCGGCCAGGGCAAGAUCUGUCAAUUUAAACUGGUGUUACUGGGGGAAUCGGCAGUUGGGAAGUCUUCUCUUGUUUUAAGAUUUGUUAAGGGUCAAUUCCAUGAAUACCAAGAAUCUACUAUUGGUGCGGCCUUCUUGACACAAACAGUAUGCUUGGAUGACACUACUGUAAAAUUUGAAAUAUGGGACACGGCUGGACAAGAAAGGUACCAUAGUCUAGCUCCUAUGUAUUAUCGUGGUGCUCAGGCAGCCAUUGUCGUCUAUGAUAUUACAAAUCAGGACACAUUUGGCCGAGCUAAAACUUGGGUAAAGGAACUCCAGCGACAGGCAUCUCCCAACAUUGUCAUUGCCUUAGCAGGCAACAAAGCAGAUUUAGCUAAUAAAAGGAUGGUGGAAUACGAGGAGGCUCAAACAUACGCAGAAGAGAAUUCUCUGCUCUUCAUGGAAACCUCGGCUAAGACUGCUAUGAAUGUUAACGAUAUUUUCUUGGCAAUAGCUAAGAAACUGCCAAAGAGUGAGAGUAAUGCCAGUGGUUCUCCUAGGGGUGAUGUCAGCCUGUCUAAUAAUCAGCCAGCACAGGGAACUGCUGGCUGUUGCAAGUGAUCACCUUUUUUACAGGUGGAACAAUGUGAUGCUAGUGUAAGUUAUGAUACCCAGCUGCUGGUAGCUCACUUUUCCCCAUUGGACUUGAAGAUUGCAACAUUCCUGGGUUCAAAUUUAUGCAUGGGUCUCAACUUUAACAAAAAUUCAGCUAAUUUUGGAAACUUAGUCAUUUCUCAGUUACUUCAUCUGUGUCAGGUUUUGAGAUUCAAAACCAUAACCAUAACGGUACUCAUUGUUGACUGUGUGAUGAUUUUUUCUAUGUAAAAUCCCCAUCAUCAAAGUGUAUUGUUUAUUUGUGCAUAUUAGAAUCACACGAGGUUUAUCUCGGGCUGCUUGACCGCAGGACCUCAUGUUAUAAGAACUCAUCAUUGAAAUGUGUUGUAAUACUUUUACUUUGAUUUUCAUUUAUUAAUUGGUAUCAUUUGCACAUUGUAAGGUCAUUCCCAUUAUUUAUCAACUGUAGCUAAUUCCCCAACCCCAACUUGCAAGUAUAAAUGUUAGACAUUUUUAAGAAAACUCCAUAGACACCAUUGGUUGACGACGUGGUUUAAGUGGUGUUUCUUGCCUUCCUACUAAGUCAUAGUGAGGGACAUUAUGCCUCAACAAUUGAUAUCUGCUCACCAAAGUGGAAGGAGUCGAAGAAUGUCAUGUUAAUACAGCUUAUCAGUAAUAUAUGGAACUGGUAGUUAAGUGUUGUACAGUAUAUUGACUGCAUGUCCUCUGUAUCAGGGUUCACAACCCACAACUUCUACCAUCAAUCUAACAUGGACAACAUAUUGUGAGGAUUCGCCACAGUCUAAGCGUUGAUUUUCUAGCUAACAUGGUCAUACAUGGAACUGUGAGCAUGUUAUUCAUUUUUGUUCACAAUAUGCCAUCCUACAAAGUAUAGUCACAUCUUAUGCUUGACCAUGAUUGGCCAUGUGAUAAUAAUGUAUAUUAACUAUUUAAGUUUCUUUUUUAUAAAGUAAGAAAAAAUUUGUCACUUGUAUAUUUUUUUUUUAUUUAUAUAUAUAUACAUAUAUAUAUACUUUUUUUUCAACUUUGAAAGGAGGCAAGGUUGAAUUUGGGUAACCAGCUGGACAAAGGUAGCAGACAAUAGUUUGUUGUUGAUGCCACACAACGUUUGAAUAUCUUUUUGGACAUGUUGCUUUGUGAUUUAUGCAUUGUUUUAAUUCAGUGGGAGAAGUUGUAUAAACUUGUAAUUGGUGCAAAAGUUAGUUCUGCUGCAACUCUGAAUUCUAGUUUUUUGUUUUGUUGCCCCAAAUCUAAUCUAAUAGCCUCUUGUGCCCUUUUUUUUCAUCCUGGUACUUGAUGAUGCUAAUGGCCAAUUAACUAUGUGCUGUAAGAAUGAAAGUGCCCAUCUGUGGUGUGCCGAUCAAAAAAACUAACCAAAAAAACAAAUAAAAAACCAUUGCAGUCGUGUUUUUACCAUCGGGAUAAUUUUUAAGAGCCCUCAGUACAGUAUUGUAUUAGAUAUGUAGUUAUAAUUUUCAUCAUAUACAGUGCUAUUUGAAGUAUAUAAUUUUAGCAGCUUCUUGAGAGAAAAAAAAAAAGCAUGCUCCUCUGGCUGAAGAUGGUCAGAUUGUAGUUCAUGUUACCAUGGCACGACCAUUGCGAGGCAUUUAAUAUACCACACAAGCAACUGUGAACCUUACCUGUUAAGUUUGAGCUUUAUUUUCCUUUUAUUGAAACUGUUAUCCUUAUUGAUAUGCUGUAAGGGUCAAACUUGAUUGGCAUGUCAUAUUUGCUCUGCUCAGUUGUGCCUGGGAUUGUUCAGUCCUUGUGCUUGAGUUGUGUGUAGCAUCCACUUGGGAUAAUUACCAUUGUCAAGCCAGGCCCAACUGAUCAUUUUUGUGUGUACACUGAAAACUCCAAAGUCAGACAGCAAUCUUGUACAGUUAAAGUACCUAUUAUAAAUAAUAAAAUUAUUAAAUUAA
This is a messenger RNA of Procambarus clarkii (red swamp crayfish), 2740 nucleotides long. It is a transcript of the gene Rab5, whose product is annotated as RAS oncogene family member Rab5. The record is from RefSeq and is a predicted model, not a curated record. Gene Ontology annotation, cellular component: Golgi apparatus; endosome. Gene Ontology annotation, molecular function: GTP binding; GTPase activity. NCBI's taxonomy places the organism in Eukaryota, Metazoa, Arthropoda, Malacostraca, Decapoda, Cambaridae.